AUGAGUACCGAUGAACUCCCACAGAAAGGCCAGCCCCCACCAUACGAAGGCGAAGCUGAAGCAUCCAGAGACGGUGGAGUCAGAUACCAAAGCGGUCCUGCUCAACCGCAAAUGGUUGUCCCAGUAGUUGUGUCCCAUCCCAUGGGACCCAAACCAACCCCAUUCACCUGUCCAUCUUGCAACCAACAGGUUGUCACUAGAGUAGAACAUAAGUCCACAACCAAAACACAUCUGUUCGCAAUUCUGCUUUGUCUCAUAUGUUGCCCCUGUGUCUGCGUGCCCUACUGUGUGGACAGUUGCCAGAAUGCUGACCACUACUGUCCAAACUGCAGCGCAUACAUCGGCAGCUACAACCAUUAA
Molecule: messenger RNA, 360 nt
Organism: Spodoptera littoralis (African cotton leafworm)
Lineage: Eukaryota; Metazoa; Arthropoda; Insecta; Lepidoptera; Noctuidae
Source: the annotation of a GenBank genome assembly